AUGUCGCAAGAGACAGAGCCGCUGCUGCUGCAAAGUGAAGCAGCAGCAAAAGAUGAUGCAGCAGCAGCAGAAACAGUAGCUGCUGCUGCUCCUGCUGCUCCUGCUGCAAAGGAGGACUUUCGCGUGACUGUCUCCCCAGCCCCUGGUGCAGAUGCAGAAGCUGCAGGAUCGGGUUGUGCAGCAGCAGCUGGAGCAGCAGCAGCAGCAGCUGGAGCAGCAGCACCAGCAGCUGGAGCAGCAGCACCAGCAGCUGGAGCAGCAGCACCAGCAGCAGCAGCAGCACCAGCAGCAGCAGCUCCUGCUCGACGUUCUUGGUGGCCGUGGCGAUGGUUUAUGUCUUUUAGCUCUGCUGCACGCAUUGCGGAAGCUGCACAUACACCCCAGACGCUAGACGAACUCCGUGCUGCUGCUGCCUCUCUGCCGCAGCUAGAGACAACUAGCAGCAUCCAGUCGGUUGCUAGCUCCAUCAGCAGCAGCCUGCUGGCAGAAGCAGCAGCAGCAGCCUCAGGAGCAGCAGGGAGCAGCAGCAGCAGCAACAGCAGCAGCAGCAGCAGCGACCCUAAGAAGCAAAACCUCUGCGUCUACCGCGUUCUUUUCCGGCUUAUAGCGCCCUGUGUGGGACCCCUGGGGCUGCUGCGGCUGCUGGAAGUGCUGCUGUCUUCUUUGUCUCCUUUGCUGCUGGAGGCUAUCGUGGCUUGCUUAGAGAGUCCCCGGCAGCCCCCAACAGCAGCAGCAGCAGCAGCAGCAGCAGCAGCAGCAGAGAGCGAAAGUUUCGCCCCUAGAGGGAUGGAGCCCGGCCUCGAGCCGAACCACAACCGGCUGCUGCUGCUGUCGCUGCUGCUUGCUGCUGCUGCUUUUCUCCAGGUCUUCUUAAAUGUUUGCUGCGGCUUCUGCAUGCGCCGUAUCGCACUUAAAGCUAAAAACGCGCUGCUUGCUGCUGUAUUUGAAGCAGCACUUAGGCAGACGCACGCUCCCCUACCUUGCUACAGCAGCAGCAGCAGCAGCAGCGCAGCAGCAGCAACAGGUGUGGAAGAAGCAGCAGGAACAGACCUCGUAGCAGGCACCGAUGCAGCAGCUGCCGCUGUUGCUUGUGCUGCACCAGCAGCCACUGACGCUGCUGCUGCUGCUUCUGACAGUGCAGCAGCAGCAGCAACACCAAUGAGUUCAAUCGAUGCAGAUGAGUGGCGAGGAGACGUAAAGGCCCCAGAAGACGUUGGGCUGAUAGAGAGCCGCAGCAGCAGCAGCAGCAGCAGCAGCAGCAGUCUCUCCUGCAGCACAGGAUACGGGUUGCUUGUGCCCGAGGGGAUUCCAUGCCGUUUGCUUCGAACUCGCAGCAGCGAGAGCAGCAGCAACAGCCACAGCAGCAGCAGCAGCAGCAGCAUGAAGAAGACCAGAAGCGCAGGGGGGGCCCUUACUCGCGCUGUCUCCUUCGGUGGUAGUCUCCAUCGUGUGGUCUCUAAAACCCUAUUUGAUGGUGCUGCUGCUGCAGUGUUAACAGCAGCAGCUAGGGCAGAAACUGCUGCUGCUGCUGCUGCAGAAGCCGUUGCUGCUGCUGCAGAACAUGGAGGAGCAAGCAGCAGCAGCAGCAGCGGGGAAUCCUAUCUAUCGGCGCUAAGCGAAGAAGAGGGAAACAGCGAAGGAGACAGUGGGGAAUACCCUGAGGGUUUUUCUUCUCCAAGGCAGUUGUCUUUUGGAGAAGAAGAAGAGACAGAUUGUCUCGCCUUAGAGGUGCAGCAGCUGCACAGCUUGCCUGCUGCUGCUGCUGGUGUUGCUGCUGCUGCGAGCCCAUUCGAAGACAGCGUCGCCAGCGGGUCACUGCAAGACGAAAGCAGCAGAGGCAGCAGCAACGACAGCGGCAACAGCAGCAGCGGCAACAGCAGCAGCAACGGCAGCAGCAGCAGCGGUAUGUCGAUUGUUUAUGCAGCAGGGCCGGCACUAAGCAACGAUGCUGCAGCGAUUAUCCCCCAUUCGGGUGAUGAGUCAGCAGCAGAGACACCGCAAACCCCACAGCAGCUGCAGCAGCAGCAGCAGCAGGGCAGGGGUGCUGCUGCGGGUGCAACAAAGGCGCGUCCAUCAUUAACAGUCUCUUUUUCUGCAAGCGGCAAAGACAUCGCCAGCAGCAGCAGCAGUAGCAGCAGCAGCAACCCGAACACCACAACCAACAGCAGCAGCACCACCACCACCAACAACAACAGCAGUAGCAGCAACAACAACAACAGCAGCAGCAGCAGCAGAUCAGCGUCUGCUGCACUUGAGCUGGCGAACUUGGUGAGCGUUGACUGCGAAAGGACUCAGGCAGGCAUUUGCAUUCUUCACGAGCUGUGGGCCUCUCCAUUAACUCUGGUGCUUAAUUUGCUGCUCGUCUACAGACAGCUUUCUUCAGCUUUCUUCUAUGCAUUCGCCCUCACGGGGAAUUGUUUGUUUGUGUCUGCUCCUCUCCUUGUGAAGGUUACUGCUCUUAGCUGUCUCCUAGCCCGCAGCAGCAGCAGCAGCAGCAGCGGCAGCAGCAGCAGCAGCGCGGCGCUAAGAGCUAGCCGCCUAUUUGCUGCACUCUCUCUAAUAGACAAAGCCCUUCAGGCCCUCAACGGCCUCCCCACACUCAUGGCAGAUAUUACUGCUGCUGCUGUUGCACUUAAAAGACUCGGCAAAUGCCUCAAGCCUACUCCCGCAGCACUCCACAUGCACCUCAAACUGCAGCAGCAGCAGCAACAGCAGCAGCGGCAGCAACAGCAGCACGAGCAGCAACAGCAACAACAAGAGCAACAGCAGCAGCAACAGCAGCAACAACAGCAGCAAAAGCACCCGCGCAUUGAAUUAAGCCUCCCUAUAGAAUAUUAUCAUCAGACUGCGCCGCCCGAUGAGGCAACCGGAAGCGCAGAGGCACCGCGGGCAGAUGCAGCAGAGACAGCAGCAGCAGCAGCAGCAGCGUCUCCUUCGUCUGCUGUGAUUUGCUUUCGGCGUGCGGCCUUUGCCUGGCGGCCUCUUCGCCCGAGUGAUUCUCUUUCUCUGAAUGACUGCUGCCUCUCCCCUACAGCAUUUGCAGCAGACAGCCCUAAGAAAACCAGCAGCAGCAGCAGCAGCAGCAACAGCGGGUUGGUGCUUGCAAAGGGGUGUGUUGAUCCUUGUGGUCCCCAGGACCGAGCAUCUGCUUCUGCAGCUGCAGCAGCAGCAGCAGCAGAAGAGAAGGCCCCUUACUGUCUGCGGAGCAGCAGCGCUGUGCUGCAUGAUGUGGACCUGCAGAUACACCCGGGAGAGCUGCACGUCGUCUUAGGGAGAUCGGGCAGCGGCAAGAGCAGUCUUCUUGCUGCUGUUUUAGGGGAGAUGAGUCUCUUGAGAGGAGAGGCUUAUCUCAAUCUCCCCUGGCAAAACAGAAACAGCAGCAGCAGCAGCAUCUGCUGCUGCAGCUGCAGCAGACAUGACAAAGGCGGUGCGAAUCCCUCCACGGCAAAGGUACCCUCAUCAGCAGCAGCAACAGCACCAUCUUCAUAUACAGCACCCGCAGCAGCAGCAGCACCCACAGCCGCAACAGCAGCAGCAGCAGCAGGAUCAUGUGAAUGCGUCGACCCUUGGGAGUUUGUGGGGUAUUCACCGCAGCAGCCGUUAAUUUUUGAGGGAAGCCUCAGCAGCAACAUUUUAAUGGGGAGGCCGCUGCUGCCUGCUGCUUUUUAUAAAGUGCUGCAUGCAUGCGCUCUAGAUAAAGAUUUUGCUGCGCUAGGAGGAGAAGACAGCCCCAUCGAUGCUGGCGGACACAGACUGAGCGGUGGUCAGCGGGCUCGCAUUUGUUUGGCGAGGGCCAUCUACAGCGCUGCUGCAGUUGCUGCAUGCAAGGAAGCUUAUCAGCAGCAGCAGCAGCAGAAGCAGGCUGAUGCGGGCCUUGCGAGUAGCGGGGGUCCUGCUGCUGCUGCUGGUGCUUCUGCUGCUGCAGCAGCGGCAUUAGCAGCAGAGUUUGAAAAGUACGAGUUGACUCGAUUGGGGUUUGCUGGUCCUCGUGCGCUGUAUUUAAUUGAUGACCCCUUCAGCCCCCUCGACGCCGUCACAGCUAUGGCCGUCUGGCAACGCGUAUUCGCACCAGGAGGGAUAUUAAGCGGAAGCACAGUGCUGCUGGUGAUGCAGCCGUCUGCUCUGCUGAUGGUUGGCGCUGCAGCAGCAGUCUCUAGCUUCGUGCUGCUCUCUGGGGGAGCAGCAACUCAGUCGUAUUCAAUUGAUGAGUUACAGCGCAAGCAUAAGGGCUGGGGGGGAUGCAGCAUCACCAGCAGCAAAUUCAAAUCCACCCAGUGCAGCAGCAGCAACGUGAAGCAGCAGCAACGCGACGCAGCAGCAACCAACUUCAGUCCUCUUACACAGGGGGAGUCGAGCAGCGCGGUGGAGGGAGAGGCGCUGGAGCUGCCUACCCGUGCUGCUGCUACUUGUUCAUCUGCUGCAGCACCGGCAACUGCAGCAGCAGCAGCUGCUGCUGCUGACAGCGAAGGCAAGGCAUCUCAGGCCGUGCUGCCUUGGCAUGCGGAAUCCUCUGCUGCUGCUAACCCCGAAGCAACGAGAAGGGGAGAAGUCGCUUGGAGGGUUUGGCGGCUGUACAUACGCAGUGCGGGGCCCCACUUAGUGCUGCUGCUGCUGCUUGCAUGCGCCGUAAGCAGCAAGUCCCUCUGCAGCAGCAGCAGCAGCAACAGCAGCAGCAACUUAUUCAAAACCCGCAAAGCAAACCCAUUGUCAACCGCACCGCCACCACCUGCAGCAGCAAAGCAGCUUUGA
Eimeria acervulina is the source of this 4749-nucleotide messenger RNA. RefSeq names its product ABC transporter, putative. Gene Ontology annotation, molecular function: ATP hydrolysis activity; ATP binding; ATPase-coupled transmembrane transporter activity. Gene Ontology annotation, cellular component: membrane. NCBI's taxonomy places the organism in Eukaryota, Apicomplexa, Conoidasida, Eucoccidiorida, Eimeriidae. Bases 1 to 4749 code for a protein of 1582 amino acids. Gene Ontology annotation, biological process: transmembrane transport. The transcript has 6 exons. The record is from RefSeq and is a predicted model, not a curated record.